This is a messenger RNA of Radiomyces spectabilis, 1827 nucleotides long. RefSeq lists its product as uncharacterized. The record is from RefSeq and is a predicted model, not a curated record. Gene Ontology annotation, biological process: negative regulation of toll-like receptor 9 signaling pathway; apoptotic process. Bases 1 to 1827 code for a protein of 608 amino acids. The transcript is spliced from 7 exons. Lineage: Eukaryota; Fungi; Mucoromycota; Mucoromycetes; Mucorales; Radiomycetaceae.
AUGAACAUGCCAGAGGUACCUUUUGAUCGAUUGGACCCUGGUCCACCCCAGUUACCGCCUCGAACUUCAAAAACAGAUUAUCCUAUCUCACCUCCUCGGACAAAACAUCACCGGCUCAGUGCUGGUGCAUCCAAUGUCUUUUCAAAAAUUCAUGGCAAAUCGGGUCAACGGCCUCGAUCAACCUCGGACGUUGGUGUAGCGGAAUCUUCUGCGCGAGCAGCCGCCAUUUCACCUCAGUCAUCGCCAUCCGAAGAAGUCAAUCCGCCGGACGAAAUGGCUUCUUAUUACUCUCACUUGCACAAGCACGUACGUCAAGUGAAACGUACCAAUAAGAGCCAUCUUAUGCCGCCUGUACGAGCCGACUUUGAAAUCCGUGACGAUCAGGGUACAAUAUCGGUCCAGUGGACAGCUUUUAUACAGGCGUGGUUCCUUUAUCUUGUAAAUUCACAAGCCGGUGAUCGUAUUGACGAUCGAUUGGAGCCUUUUUCGCUACAUGUCAUUAAAAGCAGCAUGGAUCGUUUGUACCUGCUUCUUGAGCCCUUGGCCAAGCCUGCAAAGUCUAUACGCCGAGUUUACCGAUGGGAGAAGGUGUGGGUGACAGGCGCGAGUCUUUCGAUCUACGUGAUUCUGUGGUAUCAUGAUCUCCUCCUGACUGUCAGUUUUGCACUCUUGAUCAUGUUUAUUAUUUCCAUCCGCAUGGAUACAUUCGCACAGUACGGAGUAGAGGCACUUGCCAAGGAUAAUGAAGUACCAGAAACCAACGGUCGCUUUUGGAAAAAAUUUCGCCAUCAUUACGGCACACAGCCAUACUUGGGAUUCAGCGCCCUGGAACACAAGUCCUUGAGCGAAUGGCGUUCGGAUGUCAAAGAACAGUACGGACCCAAGGCGCAACUCUUGAUGAAUGACUUGGUGGAUCGAUUAGAACGACUGAAAAAUUUGAUUACGUGGAAACGUCCAGCCAUGACACGACUGCUGCUGUGUGUCCUUAUCAUUGUGACGGUGGUCCUUGCAUACAUGCCAAUGCGGUACCUCGGCAAGCUCCUGCUGCUUUGGAUUGGCGUCGAGUUUUUCUUUUUACAGGCACUGCGUUCGCAUUACCCCACGCAUCGACGUGCGUUCAACGUCAUUGAUUGGCUGCUUCGGGGAGUGCCAAACGAUGCUGAGUAUGCUUUGGAAGUCAUCCAACUGCGUCGAACUCAGCCCUCCAAGCCGAAAGAACCUCAUCACGUCAAAUCGAGAUCCAUCACCGCGCCCACACUUACUGUUCCUCCCAAGCCUUCACCGUCACAAUCGACCAACAGCUCCAUCUCUACCGCGGACACAACCGAGCUUGUGGAAGAACCAGAUGUGAUGCCUGGUAAAGCCACCUCAACGGCCGCCACGCUUGCUACCAUGAUGGCAGCUGCUGCGGUGGAUCAGGUCAAACAAAUCAUUGAAGAACGCAUCGAACAGGACACGGAAAAUGACGAUACUUUGAGAAAACGAGGUCGUCAGAAACGCCUUUCAAGGAAAAGCACAGAAGAAGCAUGCGAUACUUAUGGAUGCAUGUACAAGGGAACGAUUCCCGGAAGAAUUGUGCUUACACCUGAAAGCCUGCAAUUCCGUACUUCUCGUGUAACAGGUGCUCGUAUACUAGUGGACUAUCCAUGGUCUGAUAUUGUGGGCGUCCGAAAAACAAAAAAUAUUGACGUGGUGAUCUGGCAUACCAACGGACUCGAGAUCACCACUUCCGAAGGCGAGGUUCUUCGCUUCGAAAAUGUGGUGAAGCGAGAUGAUUGCUUCAAUCAACUCGUGUCGCUGUCUGGCGAACAGUGGAGACAUUUGUGA